Pangasianodon hypophthalmus (striped catfish) is the source of this 9232-nucleotide messenger RNA. RefSeq names its product neuron navigator 1b (gene nav1b). Gene Ontology annotation, cellular component: microtubule cytoskeleton; axon initial segment. The transcript has 29 exons. Gene Ontology annotation, molecular function: ATP hydrolysis activity. Bases 396 to 5876 code for a protein of 1826 amino acids. The record is from RefSeq and is a predicted model, not a curated record. NCBI's taxonomy places the organism in Eukaryota, Metazoa, Chordata, Actinopteri, Siluriformes, Pangasiidae. Gene Ontology annotation, biological process: microtubule bundle formation; neuron migration; nervous system development.
GGUUGCUGUGCAUUUCAGCUGUAGUAGGGUCUGGUGAAGGGAGGAGAGAAAUGAAUGAGAAAGAAAGAGCGCAGAGAGAGAGAAAGAAAGGGAGAGCUAGGGCAGCAGUGAAGAAGCAGGCAGACAGGAAGGCGUAAGGAGGAAAAAGCAAAGGGAAGACAGAAUUAGCAUUUUCUUCCUGCCUUCUCGGAGAGGGAGGAGGAGAGAAAGAAAGAGCUGAGCCUGUGGAUUCUCCUUCUUUUCUUUUAUCCUCUCCUCCUUGCUGUAGCUGCUCUAAAUGCUCUCCCAUAGAGGGAGAGCUUUGGGGGUAGCAUAGAAAAGGAGGUUGGCUUGCAUACUAGAGCUUGCUAAAGGCACACGAACAUACAUCCAGGACGGAAGGCAAAGUUGCAGGCAUGGCUGCCAAAAGGGGCAAGUCAGGAGUACCACAGAAUGUGGCACGGAGCGAGCUAAAGGUCUACCGUACGGGUAGCACAGAGGGACGCAUCCCUGUGCCCACCAACCUGCGCAAGCAGAGGUCUCUGACCAACCUAGCUGUUCUAACGGAUGCCGAGAAGAAGAUGCAGCUCUACGAGCCAAAGUGGUGUGACGACAUGGGCAAGGCCAGCACUAGCCACCUGAAGACAGGCAAGCCAAAACCAACAGGCGGAGGAGGAGGAGGGCCUGGUAGUGCCCAGCUAUCACGGAACCUGUCCAAGUCAGAACAUUCUCUUUUCCAGGCCAAACCCAAACCCUUUACACCACUUGCUGCUCCUGGUGCCCUGGGGAAGACCCAGAGCCGCAUCCCCCGGGGUCCUUAUGCGGAAGUAAAGCCUCUUAGCAAAGCUGCAGAUGAUGGAAAGUCAGACGAUGACAUCCUUUCCAGCAAGGCAAAGGCUGCAGGCAAGAAGACUGCAGCUGGGGGUCAGGGGGACUCUGAGGCCAAAGGCCAAGGUGAGGAAGGUGGUGAUAAGCCCUUUUUGAAGGUGGAUCCAGAGCUAGUGGUCACAGUUCUUGGAGAUCUGGAGCAGUUACUCUUCAGUCAGGUGCUUGAUCGAGAGUCUCAGAGGAAGCGUACUGUUCAGAAUGUUCUGGAUCUCCGGCAGAACCUGGAAGACACCAUGUCCAGCCUGCGAGGGACCCAACUCAGCCACGGUUGCCUGGACAGUAGCAUGUGCUAUGACAGUGAUGACACCAACGCCCGUAGUGUCUCCAGCCUCUCCAACCGCUCCUCUCCACUGUCCUGGCGUCAUGGCCAGGCCAGCCCGCGUCUGCAGGCUGGCGAUGCCCCCUCUUCCACUGGUUACCCGCUGGGUUCAAAAGCUGCAUCCCAAUACACCUCUCAUACCAUGCCUGCCCGCUGCUCGAGCCGCCUCAGCAACACCUCCCACAUUGAACUCAUUGAGAACCUGGACACAGGAGAUGGCGACCUCAAAUCUGGUUACCUGAGCGAUUCUGACUUAAUGAGCAAGAGUCUGAAUGAGGAUGAUGAUGAUGACGAUAAUCUUGCCAACGGGUGGGAUGAGAGCAGCUCCAUCAGCAGUGGUUUGAGUGAUGGCUCUGAUAAUCUGAGCUCAGAGGAUCUGAAUGCUAGCUCCUCACUGAACUCACUGCCCACUACACCAGUCGGCUCCCGACGGAACUCUUCUGUCAUGCUGCGUACAGAUGCAGAGAAGCGCUCUCUGGUGGAAAGCGGUCUUGCUUGGUACAGCGAGGACAACAAGGCCUUGCAGAAGGCAGACAGUGGAGCGUAUGAUACAGGCAGCCUGAAGACUGAGUCCUCCAGCAAAUACAGAAAAAGCAGACCAGCAGAGGGCUCUGCGCAGGAGAAGACCGCAAGACGAGAGCUGAAAAAGCCACAGAGCCUCGGACAGCCAGGCAGCUUCAAAAAGGGCCAAAAUCCUCCAGUUGGUGUCACAUCUCCCAUCACACACAUGUCACAGAGUGUGCUGAAAGUGGCAGCAACACCUAAAGGAGACGCUAAGGUUGUGGAUAAGCAGAAGCUGUCCCUAAAGACUUCAGGUCUGCAGCGUUCCCGCUCUGAUGCAGGUCGGGACAGUGUGGAGCACCGCAAACCCCCCUCAGGCCUCGUCAAACCCACUGCAGGCAGCUUCGGCUACAGGAAAACCCCGACCACUGGUACAGCCACUGUAAUGACAGCAGGAGGUGCUACCAUCUCCAGUGGGUCUGCCACAGUGGGUAAAACCCCUAAGUCCUCAGGCAUCCCCACCAAGCCUGUGCCUGGAGGAGGAAGCCGAAAAAACAGCCUGGAUGCCAGCAAUGGUGAGAAUGGCUUCCUAGCACCAAACGCCCGCGGCAGCAUUCAGUACCGAAGUCUCCCUCGUCCCGCCAAGUCCAGUGCUAUGAGUUUAACAGGGCGAUCUGCCUCCCGGCCUGUUAGCAGCAGCAUUGACGCCAGCCUCCUUAGCCUCAAGCCCAUGCCUACUUUACCUGCUACCAUGCCUACUAGAGGAAAGGAUGGAGGUAGCAUAAAGGCAGGCAGCCGCACGAACAACACUGGUCCUGUUAACCAGACAGACAGGGAGAAGGAGAAGGAGAGGGCCAAGGCCAAAGCGGACCUAGAGAACAAUUCUCUGAAGAGCGAGAACCAGAGAGAGAGCUGUGGAGAGAAUGCAGAGCAGAUCCACAGGACACACAGGACCAGCACAAGCAAAUACCCAGAACUGAGUUCUCCAACUACCACACCAAGGAUGCUGGCUAAGUCUCUCGCCCACCCUCCGAGCCUGGCACACAUGGACAAGGUGAACUCCAACAGCCUAGACUCAUGUGUGACUAUCGAAGACCUUCCCCCAAAGAUUCCUCCCUACUCCAAGCUGCAAGAGAUGGUGGGCUCGCGCGUGCCCAGCCGUCUCACGCCCAGCCCAGCUCCAGUGCUCAACAUCGACUCGCCAAGCUGCUUCUCCGGUCAGCCUCUUUCACUGAGCAGCUCCCCCCUCCUAUACCCCAAGAUGUCUGGUGUCCACCGCAGCAUGGAGUCCCUGUCUCUGCACAUGAGCCUGCCACCCAGUGUGGAACUCAGGAACCAGGAGGACGCCACAGGCAGGACUAUGGGCACGUGGGGGGCAAGCACUCGCACAUCGGUCACCUUAAAUGACAGUUUACAAACUGACAGGAACACCUUACCCAAGCAAGGACUAAGUCGCUAUGGCAGUAGCCAAUCAGAAGGAGAGGGGAAGGAACGCCGCCACUCCCACACGAUAAUGAGCAUGACCGAGUCCGAGAGCCCACCCCAACUCCCAUCACCCACUCAUUUGAGCCAAUCCUUUGCUGGCAAAACACCACCCACUAAUGUGGUGGCUCCCAUUACAAGCUCGAGCACCACUCCUCGCAUCACUCGCAGCAACAGCAUCCCAGCCAAUGAGGGCAGCUAUGACCUUUAUGCAAGUUCUCCACUGGGGAGCUCCAUGUCACUGGCCGAUCGGCCUAAGAGCAUGAUGCGCUCUGGAUCCUUCCGGGAGCCGGGAGAGGAUGUCCACGGUUCUGUCCUAUCCCUGGCCUCCAAUGCUUCAUCCAACUACUCAUCGACAGAGGAGAGAAUGCAGGGAGAGCAAAUCCGAAAACUAAGGCGUGAACUUGAAGCAUCUCAAGACAAAGUGGCCAACCUGACGAAUCAGCUGUCCGCUAACGCCAACCUGGUGGCAGCUUUUGAACAGAGUCUGACGCUUAUGACCGUUCGCCUGCAGAGCCUGUCUGUCAGCUCUGAGCAGAAGGAUGUUGAGUUACAGGACCUAAGGGACACCGUUGAAAUAUUGAAAUCCAAGAACACAGAGGCCCAGGUUAUCAUCCAGGGAGCACUCAACAACCCUGACUCCACACCCAAAGAACUACAGAUUAACAGGCAGAACUCAUCUGAGAGCAUUGCCAGCAUGAACAGUAUCACCAGUCAUUCUAGCUUGGGUAGCCUGAAGGAACAAGAUGCCAAGAAAAAGAAGAAGAAAAGCUGGUUGAGAAGUUCCUUUAAUAGGGCUUUCUAUAAAAAGGGCUCCAAGUCGUACUCGGAUAUAGAGGAAAUUACCACCCCGGAGUCCUCAACUCCGUCCUCCCCUAAAAUCCAUCACGAUGUGGAAAAAACACCAUUCUCUCUAAAUGAGCCCACUUCUGCCUCCUCCUCUGGACUGAGCAACAGUAGUGAGGGCACAGAAACUGAUGAGAAGGUGGUGUCUGAGUUGCGCUCGGAACUCUGGGAAAAGGAACGCAAACUUACAGAUAUUCGGCUGGAGGCCCUUAGUUCUGCUCACCAGCUGGAGCAGCUACAAGAAGCCAUGAGCAAGAUGCAGAUGACUGUAGAAAAUUUGAAGGCAGAAAAUGACCAGCUGAAGACGGGUGUCUCCAGACCUCCAAGCUCCACUUCCCAGUCCUCUGGGCUGGGCUCAUUGGGCACCUUGUCACCACGGCAAUCUGUGGCAUCUCUUAGCAAAACCUUUAGCAUGGGAGCAACUGAAAGCUUAAACACAGACGUAUUUCAAAGUCCUACCUCGACCCUGCAGAAGGAUGAGAGCUUUGUCAGAGUGCUAGUGCGCAUACCCAACCAGCAAGUCUUUAAUGAGGAGGUUAAACAACUGGAAUUCUUCAUUGGCCUGGUCAAACUCAGUGGGCAGACCGACUGGUGCACUCUUGACUCUGCCAUCUGCCAAGCUUUUAAAGACUACUUAUCAGUGGUGGACCCGAGCUCCAGCCUGGGCCUGUCUCAGGACUCCAUCUACAGCUACAGCCUCAGUCAUCUGAAGAGGGUGCUAGGGGCUCAGCCACCCGAGACUCCACCAGUACGCUGCCUUAGCAAGAGUUCCACCUGCAUCAACGUGGCUCUCAAAGGUCUGAAGGAGAAGUGUGUGGACAAUGUGGUGUUUGAGACACUUGUCCCAAAGCCUAUGAUACAGCACUACAUUAGUCUACUGCUGAAGCACCGGCGCUUGAUCCUGUCAGGACCCAGCGGCACAGGGAAGACUUACCUCUCCUCCCGCCUCGCUGAGUACCUGGUGGAGCGCAGUGCCCGAGAGAUCACCCCUGCCAUCGCAGUCUCUUUCAACAUGCACCGUCAAACCUGCAAGGAUCUCCAACUUUACCUGUCUAAUCUGGCGAAUCAGAUUGACCGGGAGACUAGUACAUCUGAAAUCCCACUGGUUGUCGUGCUUGAUGAUGUACAUGAUGCUGCAUCCAUCAGUGAAUUAGUUAAUGGUGCUUUAACAUGUAAAUAUCACAAAUGUCCAUACAUUAUAGGGACCACAAAUCAGCCAGUGAAGAUGACCCCCAACCACAGCCUGCACCUUAGCUUCAGGAUGGUUAUGUUCUCCAAUAAUGUGGAGCCAGCCAAUGGCUUCCUAGUGCGCUAUCUGCACAGGAAGCUAAUGGAAGCAGAGGACCCCAGAAGCUUGACGAAUGAGGAUCUCCUGCGGGUGUUAGAUUGGGUGCCCAAGCUCUGGUAUCACCUCCACACUUUCCUGGAGAAGCACAGCACCUCUGACUUCCUCAUUGGGCCGUGUUUUUUCCUGUCCUGUCCAGUGACAGUAGAGGAGUUUCGCUGUUGGUUCAUUGACCUGUGGAACCACUCGAUCAUUCCUUACCUGCAGGAGGGAGCCAAAGAUGGUAUCAAGGCACAUGGUCAGAAGGCAGUGUGGGAGGACCCAGUGGAGUGGGUGCGGGAUUCUCUCCCUUGGCCCUCUGCCCAGCAGGACCAGGCCAAGCUCUUCCAUCUGCCUCCACCCAGCACGGGGCCAGCCAGCCCUAGCCAAGCUGGAGACGAGCGGCCCCACAAAGAAACCCCUCCCAGCUCCAUGGAGUCGGACCCACUGAUGGCAAUGCUGCUAAAACUGCAGGAGGCAGCCAAUUAUAUUGAAUCACCAGAAAAAGAGGCAGAGCCCAAACUGCCCACGCUAUGAACACAAACAUAUACUGAGCCUUCACGGAUCUCUUUCAUCUCUCCAGUGGUUCUGACAAAACUCAGAGGUCCUAAUGCAAACUCCUGAAAUACAUCUUCAUGUCAUAAAUGACUAAAAAUGUCUGUAUUCUUCUAACAGAGAACAUAAGUCAUUUUUCUUGGUUGGCUCACCUCGUUUUGCUUUCCUGUUUAUAUAAUAAUGUAUGUACAUUGCAAGAAUAUUUGUUAUAAAACGUGUCAUAAAAGCCAAUAGAUACUUUUAGUCACAAGCAAAUAGGUACUUUUGUUACAAACAGAAAUAUAUAAUGCUUGUACCUGCAGAUCAUAUACACUAUACAGAUUACAUACGGCAUAAUCAGUAUAUGUUUUUCUUUUCAUGAGCAUUUACUGUUCCACUGCUGCCUACAGUACAACUUAAGGAAGCAGGUGUUAACUGCUAAUUGCUAUUAUGCACAAAUAGCAUUCACCCCACCCUUCUAAAUAGUGGAAAACAGCACAUCCAAUUGAGCGCCACCUUUACGUGCAGACUUCUGCAGUGAUGAGUGUGCAGCAGCGCUGCUGCUGAUCAAGCAUGUCUGCCUGGCCAUACACGUCAGUGAUUGUCUACCCAAAAUUUAAACUGCAUGCUAAAGCCUAUGAUUACUAUGAACCUCAAAAACACCUUGGAUUUCUUACUUGUUUCUACCAGAAUAUCAUUUCGGCAAACAAGAAUGCCAUAAAAAGGCAAAGUGUGCCAGCCUGUCCCCUGAAGGGGGCACUGUUCAUCUCAAAAUCUACAUUGCCAUACUACUAGCAAUGUUUGGGAAGUCAGCAACAGCACUUCAACCAUACAUAGCAAAGAGCAUAGAGAGCUUUCAAACAGAUUGCAGUAGCUGAAUGCUAUUUCUGUAAGCUCUCUAAACAGCAUAACGUUUCUUUAUUCUUUUUAUGUAACAGUACUGUAGUUAGAUUUUAUUCGGCUUUGAAAUUAAUCUCAGCUCAGGGGGUGGGUAAUCUCAGGCAUUCAGGUAUGAUUAUUUAAUAUUGCUGUACUCUCGGUUAAAGGCUCUCUUGUAGCAUACGGUGCAAAUAUCUCAAAAUGCAAAAACCAAAUACUCAAGUGUUCAAUACCUGCUCAGUACCAGCCAGGUGUUCGGAGUAGGAGAGAAACUGCCCCUACAGAUGUGCAUUAAGAGCUGCUAAAAGAGAACUCCAGAAAAGCAUAAGAUUAAGUUUUGAUUUAUUUGGUGCUAUCAGAUAUCACCCACCUCUAGGAAAAUUACUAUUUUCCCAUGCAGUGGUCUUAUAUUAACAGUAUAGGUGCUUUAUCUCAGUAAAAUAGCCUUAUGGUCUCAUAGCUUACAAUGGUAUCUUCAUGAAGUAACUACCAGGCACUAACUAUUCAUCCAAUACCUUUAUCUGUCUCUUUAUGCGCUCCUUUCUACUUCAAAUGGCCGUGGCAUGUCUUAUCAUUAUUCUUCAUGGGAUAUUACCAUCAAAACUUAUCAUAAGCAUAUCAUAACAGUAUUUUUCUGGUAAUGAAAUUAGAGGUGAACUUGCGUGCUGCUUUAUUCAGAAGAGCUGACCUUAGGCCCUGUAGUAAAAAUAUGAGGCAUGAACUUCGAUAAGCUUGGCUAGGAAUGUACUGCAUAAACUAGAGGAUGCACAAUUGCUCAAAAUAAGCAGUGGUGGACCAGUAAUUUCCCUCACCUUUACCAGAAAACAUAAAGCAUAUCAAUAUAUGCAUGUUUACAGGCAAAACUGAUUUGAGUGGAUCAGUUGUAAAAUUUGCAUUAUUCCAAAUGGUUUCUGCAUUGAUAUUUUAUUUUGCCUUAAACACUGUAUUCUGUCAUUGUUCAUCAAUGUAAAUAUGUCACUGACAGAAAAGGGGGAAAAAGGGUCUUAAAAUGGUCGUAUAGGGUUUGUUAUCUAGAUCAGUAAAAAGUGCCACAAAAUCCUUUAGAUAGGUAUUACUUAUAUUCACAUACAGUAAGAUUGUCUAUUUCUGAAGUUUCUUUGCGCUGCUAUUCCCAACCUGCUGUGGGAGAUUUCCAUUUAAUUACAUCCCUUAAGACUUUAUUUGCCGAGCCCAUGCAGUGGCUUUCUUUCCUAAAAAGAGAUUGGAGGACUUCAAGUCCCUUUCGCUAAUCUAUAUUUCAUUUAAAAAUGUUAUACGGAUAGAUUGGUCUUUAUUAUGUAACAGUAUUAUUGGUAAUUUACCAUAAAAUUGAAAUCCAGCUGGGAAAAUGACUUAAAAUUAAGGGGCAAAUCUUUUCUUCAUGUGUUUUGUCUGGCUUUGAUGCAACAGAUGAGAAAGAAAUUUCAGUUAUACCUGUGCCUCAUGUUUGCCCCUGUAUGAAAUAGGAUGUUGAUAACAGAAGCCACUGUGCUCUGUCUGCAUCACAUCUCUGGUUCAUGUGCCUGUAACUGUGAUGGCUGUGUUGUGUUGUGCUGUGUCUCCCUAACAGGACUAUUCAACAACUUACUGUUGACUUUGACUGGUGAAGAGGGAGGAUGAUACAUGCUGGUUUUUUAUAUAUUUGUUCUCUCUCUCUCAGCCCCACUUACAAAUGUUCUCAACUGCAGUACAUCUAAGCUAGACUACCACAUAAACUUUACUACCUGCCCGAGUGGUGAUCAUUAUCGGUCAUUUUAUUGGAGAAUUUUGAGAGCAUUACAUUUGUACCCUGUAGAUGAUUUGGAUGCAAAGAAACAACAACAACAAAAAAAAACCUUGAGAUUUUUCUCUGUUGGCUAAUGUUAUACUACAAAUAUCCUUUGAUGUAUCGGAUCUGCUCAGAUUACUUAUUGGAGUGUACAACUCGAUUUUUGUGAAGUGUGUAAGUUUGUUUUACACGAAACAGUGGGCUAUGAUACUAGCCCUAGGUCACAAGUUGUUGAACAGUCCACAAAUUCCAUGCAAUGCUUGUUAUUGAUUCAAAAUUAAAAUAGUCUACUAUCAAAGGUAUGGUAUCUAAUGUAACUUGCAAUGUGCAAUAGAUGUGCAAUGGGUUUCUAAAUGUUGUAAAAGCAUGUCACCUUUGUGUGAAAAAGAAUUUGGAAAUGGUCUACCUAAUGUUUGGCCAUUAUAAUAGGAUAUAGCCUUCUUGUUUGUAAUUUUCCCCAGAUAAUUGUUUAAACUAAUUAAUUUUCAUUUUUGUACAUAAUAUCAUAAUUGUAUACAUUGUAAAUAGCCAAGUCAUUUGCGACAAUCAUUUAGGAUCAGAAAACUAGUAGAGGAAUGUGGUUUGGAAAGGAGAAAGAGUUUGGAGUGGCCCUGUAAACCUGUGGGGAACUGGCAUGCUUUCAGAGGUCUCUGCAUAACCACAAGUCCAACCUUAUUCAUCUGCCAUAAUAAAACCACACCAUGUUCUUUAA